AUUGUAUAAAUAAAUACAUCCAUCGAAAUAGGCAAAAAAUUAAAUUCUAGUAUUCUCGAAUUGAAAUUACUAUUCCAUAGCCUUCUGUGGUACCAUAUAAAUCUUGAUGAAGUUGCUUCGUGACAAAUAUGAUGUUUUUGUUAAUUUACUUUUGAUAGUAUUUACAGAUUUUUAUGGCUAAUAAUGUUAGUUUAAAUUUCACUCUGUAAUUUUGUGAAAUUAUAUCAUUUCGCUUGCAAAGAACUGGUACCAUCAUGCAGAUUUGUACUUUUGAUCCACCUGCGCGUACACAACCACAGUCUGUUAUCGAAGCGAAAAACAAACUUCGAUUAGAUCACGAUGAAAGUUGCAAUUGUUGUUGUUGUUGCACACCUCAAAGUCCAUGCCUUAAAUAUGUGCAACCAAAGGUACCAAAGUCUUUUGCUCCCAUUCGUUACUACUGGAAAUCGAAUAUACCGAUGGAUAAGAACACAACAUACCAACUCUCGUAUUGGGAAUGCCCUACCUCAACCGUGGAACCUAUUCGACUACAAAAUUGGUUGACUACUGGCGAGGGUGAAAUAUCUGACAAAACAACGUAUAAGGACAGUUACUUUGGUAAUUGGUGCAUCACACCCGAGCAACCUAUCACGCCGUGUUCGAAACAAUGGCUCGGCAGAGGUCCUAUACAAGACGUUACUACUCAAAAGCAUGACUAUACGUGGAAAUCCAUGGAACCAGUUCAAGCUUUCAAAGCGCAGCAAAACUUGUACUGUCCAGCAGCGCGAUUAGCUGACGAUACCACAUAUAGAUUGAGUUACUAUCCAUCUGCUUGUCACUUGCCUGCUACAUCUUAUGCCCCUAUAAGGAAAUAUGCUAGACCAGACAUUCCAAUGGACGACUGCACGACUUACAGGCUUAGUUACUGGCCGAAUGAUGGAGCUACGAAGGCUGAACAGCCGUGGUACACAAAGAGAGAAUACAUACCACCCGUGGAGCCACUGGACGGCUGCACAACUUACAAAUUGAGCUAUUGGCCACAUUGCGAGGAGAUACGUCAACCCAUUAGAAAUCAGGAAAAUGAUAAUUUAUUAAACGCUGGCUGCUGUUCUGAUAAUAACACCACUUAUCGACUCAGCUACUUCGGCUCCGAAGGCGGCAAGCGAGAUCCCAUUCGACAACCUAACAACAUCCUCUUUUCGCCUUGUCCUGCAGCUUAUGAUACCGUUAAUCGAAUGAGUUUCUUGGGAAAUUGGUGCGUGAAACCAGAAACAGCGAUUACACCAUGUAGCAAGCAAAUGUUGGGAGGAGGACCUAUGCAGGAGGUGACUACUCAAAAACACGAUUACACGUGGAAGAAUAUACCAGUAGAACAGGAGAUUCGUCCCGAAAACAACCUUAUCACUGCGAAUGCCUGCAUGGAUUGUUGCACGACUCACAGGCUGUCUUAUAUACCCAAUUGCAAAUCGUUGACACCCGUUCAAUCGUACGCUCCAGUACGCAGAUACAGUUCACCAAGCGUUCCAAUGUUAGCGGAAACUACCAUGCAACUGAGCUAUCAGCCGGUAGAUGUUGCAAGUCCAGUGGAAAAACCAUGGAGCGACAGGCCCUCUUACUAUCCUCCCGUGACUCCAAUGGAGGAUAAUACGACGUACAACAACAGUUACAUUCCACCUGGUACAUUGGUCCCACAAUGCACAUGUUAAUGAAUCAUCUUCCACGACGUUGCAACUCGACGAAACAGGUUUGUCUUCCUGAUUUUCUAUCUUCCUUCAACUCUCGCGACUUAUUUCGAAGGUCCUAAUCAACUAUUAUUCUAAGACCACUUGAAAUUAAAUUCUUCUCAUAAACGAAGAGGAAUCGUUAUCGUUAGAAGGGGAAUUAACAUGCCACAUAAUUUACAACUGUAUAUAAUGAAAAUUAAAUAUAUAUAAAUUUAUUCCAUUA
Molecule: messenger RNA, 1926 nt
Organism: Hylaeus anthracinus
Lineage: Eukaryota; Metazoa; Arthropoda; Insecta; Hymenoptera; Colletidae
Product: stabilizer of axonemal microtubules 1-like
Exons: 11
Coding region: 255-1685 (476 amino acids)
Biological process (GO): microtubule anchoring
Cellular component (GO): ciliary basal body; centriole; sperm flagellum
Molecular function (GO): microtubule binding
Source: RefSeq, a predicted model, not a curated record